AUUAGUUUUUUCUCAUUUUUUUUCACAGCUUGAAAAAUGCAUUGUGCAUCUAACGCCCUCUCGAUAAAUUUAAGAACGAAGGUUGGAAUAUACAUCGAUUUAAAGAUUAGGUUAUAUUUUCGUGUGUAUCAUCUGUCAGAAAUUCGACAAAAGGAUUAAGGAUCAUGCAAAAGGUUUAAAGCUUGACAAUUAAAAUCAAUCCAUUGUAUCUUUCGUGAUAAAUAUAACGUCAUCAUGGAGGAACAGGGCAAACCGACCAUGGUGUUUCACCCGAUUAUUUCCUCCAUACAGAAAAUCGCCCUGUACGAGACAAAAUCCCGGUUUUAUCUGAUGGGAUCCAACAAUAUGCAGACACGUUUCCGAGUCUUGAAGAUCGACAGGAUGAAACCGAGGGAAUUGAUUGUGGUGGAUGACAAGAGGGAAUAUACUCAAGAUGAGAUAAAAGAUCUCGUUAACAUGAUUGACAUGGGCAAUCGAACACGGGCGAGACAACGCAAUAACGUGGGCGGUGUUGCACGUGUUGUGUCAGCCUUUGGGAUUGUUGGCGAAAAUAGUAAAGAACCUGCACCUAGUUCGGGUAUAUCAGAGGAGCCUGAGCAACAUGAAUUACAAAAGCCACUGCACAAACCAACACAAACUAAAUUCACCUGGAAGAACAUGUGGCAGAGAGAUACUUUCCCCAGGCUAGUGCCAGCUUUUGCUCUUCUUGACAUCAUGGUAUAUCAUGGAUUUGUACGUUUUUUGGAAGGAUAUUAUAUAAUCCUAGUCACGAAACGUCGCCGAGUUGCAGUAAUCGGUCAUCAUACGAUAUAUAAAAUAGAAGAUACAUCAAUGAUAUACAUACCAAAUGACAUUAUACGAAUCUUUCAUCCCGACGAACAGAGAUACGUAAAAAUGUUCCAAAGUAUUGAUCUCAGCAGUAACUUUUACUUCAGUUAUUCAUAUGAUAUAUCACAUACUUUUCAAAGCAAUAUGGCACCACCAACGCAUAUUAAAUCUGAUAUUCUCACUGAUAUGCCUGCUAGCCAAAAGGAAUCUGAAGAAUCAGAAGACGAUUCUGAGGAUUUUUUCAAUAUGUGGGCAUUCAGAAAAGAUUGGCAGACUCAAUGCAAAGGCGAGAAAUAUAUGGAUUACGGUAUACGUAGUAAUCCACAACGUCGUUUCGUGUGGAACUCUCACCUUUUAAAGCCCGUAGAAAAGGAUUUACAUCCUGAAUGGAUAUUGUAUGUGAUACAUGGCUUUAUUGGUCAGUCAAACGUGAGCAUUUUUGGAAGGUCUAUGUACGUCACCGUUAUUGCCAGAAGAAGUAAUAAGUAUGCAGGAACACGUUUUCUGAAACGCGGCGCAAAUUUUGAUGGAGAUGUCGCGAACGAAGUAGAAACAGAACAAAUUGUUCACGACUCUGGCGUGAGUUCUUUAAGUAAAGGACGUUUUAGUUCUUUUGUACAAAUGCGUGGAUCAGUACCUGCUCAUUGGAGUCAGGAUGUUAGUAAAAUGGUUCCAAAACCAACUAUAACUUGUGAUUUGUCCGAUCCUUACGUAGAAACAGCAGGAGCACAUUUUAAUCAAUUAUUGAAAAGAUACGGAUCGCCAAUAAUAAUAUUAAAUUUAGUAAAAAAACGGGAGAAAAAGAAACAUGAAAGUACGUUAAGUGAAGAACUAAGUAUGGCUGUGAAAUAUUUAAAUCAAUUCCUACCUCCAGAGCAUCAUAUUCAAUAUAUAAGUUUUGAUAUGGCACGUAUGAGCAAAAGAAAAAAGGUGAAUGUCAUGGGACGAUUAGCGAACAUUGCUCACAAUGCUGUAUUAAAGACUGGUAUUUAUCAGUCACAAAAUCCUUACUAUAGUCAGAGAAAUCUGUUUUCACCACAAAACAAUAUGAGGAAACUUCACAAAACCAGUUCGAGUUCAACUUUGUCAUCUAAUUUAAAUGACACCAGAAGCUCUAUUAAUACUUUAAUUAAAACGGAUUAUAACAGACAAGCAAGUUCUAUACGUGGUUCCGACUCAAUUACAGAAAUCAAUAAAACAAAUGAAUUAAAUCAAAUCGAGAACAAAGUAAAGGAAUGUUUUGCUAGAAAAGGAACUGUGCAAACUGGAAUUAUCAGGACAAAUUGUGUAGAUUGUUUAGAUCGAACUAAUACAGCUCAGUUUGCAAUAGGAAAAUGCGCUUUAGGAUUUCAGUUAUGUGCUUUGGGUGUAUUAGAAUCUCCUAAACUCGAAUUUGAUUCCGAUUGCGUAAGGAUGUUAGAAGAAUUGUAUGAAGAUCAUGGGGAUACUCUAGCCUUGCAAUAUGGUGGCUCACAAUUAGUACACAGAAUUAAAACAUAUAGAAAAACUGCACCAUGGACAAGUCAAGGUAACGACAUUAUGCAAACUUUAAGCAGAUAUUACAGUAAUACAUUUAGUGAUCAAGAAAAGCAACACACAAUCAAUUUAUUUCUGGGUUUGUUCAUACCUGAAGAAAGUAAGCCUCCCAUAUGGGAAAUUUUAACGGAUUAUUAUCUCCAUCAUCCACCUGCUUGUCACUACUUGCGUAAAAGGAGACUUCUGACACAAUGGUGGGAUAAAAGUGUAUUGAAAUGUCUUCCUUAUGCACUUGACGAAGUAACUAAAUCCUGUUCAGAAAUGAUACAAGUACAAAAUUCAAUAGAAGAAAUGAUUGAUGUUUAUUAUGACUAUCACAGGCCAUACGAAUUGUCUUUGUUAUCCGAAGUAUAUGCAUAUAAAAUAAGUCAUUCUGUUAGAGAUUUUAUGCCACAUUUUACCACUUGCUAUAGUCCAUUCGUUGUUCGUGUACGACCAGGUAGACGGAGAGAAGAAGCAGGUAGUAAAAAUUUAAACAAUAGAAAAAUCCAAUCUAUGACUGGCCAGAGCAGUACAAGUAGUACAACAUCCAGCGCAAGUUCAAGUGAAGAUUCAAGUUCAGAUGAGGAUGAAAGUCAUCAACAGAUAGAUGAUUCUCAAUUAAUUACUUCCAAAGACAGUUCAGAAUUGGUUUCUUUUGAAUUAUUGUUUCCAUCUAUGAAAGAAGUGUACGGCACACAACCGGAAUAUCCAAAGCGCAAUGACAUUAUUCUUUAUAAAAGAUUUGUUCUCAUAGGACGCAAUGCGACAUAUCCUAUAGAUCAUACUAAAUUGCGUUCGAAAUUAAUUCAGCAAGCAUCCUUUCAUGAAUCUGUAGCUCCAGUCAUUACAUUACCUAGUGUUAAAGAUGCAAGCAUAAGUAUAUACGAGCGAUAUGUGAAGAGAGCCACAGUAGGUGGCAUGGCACCAAAUCCAAAUGACAUGAAUAUAUAUGAAGCUUAUGCUUCUCAAUACAAAUUGCUUAUGAAACCAGCGUGCUCAGGAUAAAUUCGAUUAAUUUUGCAUUUUAUAAGUUUUGAACUCAUUCAUCACAUUGUAAAUAUCAAUAAGC
Messenger RNA from Pogonomyrmex barbatus (red harvester ant), 3415 nucleotides. RefSeq names its product polyphosphoinositide phosphatase FIG4 (gene FIG4). Gene Ontology annotation, cellular component: intracellular membrane-bounded organelle. The record is from RefSeq and is a predicted model, not a curated record. NCBI's taxonomy places the organism in Eukaryota, Metazoa, Arthropoda, Insecta, Hymenoptera, Formicidae. Gene Ontology annotation, molecular function: phosphatidylinositol-3,5-bisphosphate 5-phosphatase activity. Gene Ontology annotation, biological process: phosphatidylinositol dephosphorylation.